AAGAACAACAGGAUAUCUCUAGAACUAAUGAGAGUAAUAAUACUCAAACUAGUAUACUAAAAAGAAUAGAGAAAACAACUCUAAAUACUGAAAAUACAAACAUGGCAGAUAAUACUACCUCUAAUAAAAAAAUAGCUCAAGAAGUAACCUCUCCUAUG
Messenger RNA from Scutellospora calospora, 158 nucleotides. NCBI's taxonomy places the organism in Eukaryota, Fungi, Glomeromycota, Glomeromycetes, Diversisporales, Gigasporaceae. The record is from the annotation of a GenBank genome assembly.